UUGUGGAACUAUGUCCUUAAAACUCCAAAAGAAUCUGAAACAGAUAAAGAUGAAGUUAUAGAAGCUGUUCAAGAACUUCUUGAUAAUAACAAUGAUGAGAAAGAAAGUGAUAACCUAAUAAAUAAGUUUAGUAAGAAUGAAAUUAUAAAAUUAGAAACAGAUGAUAAAUUAUUUGAGGAGACUAAUUCUGGUUAUACCACUAAUGAAUCAUAUAAUAAACCUACAAAAGAUAAAAAGAUAAACAUUAAUAAUACAGGCUCAAUAAAAGUAUUAUGGAAAGAAGGAAAUCAAAUAAUAGAAAGAAUAUUAGACUCAGAAAAAGUGCAAAAAAGAUCGAUUGCUUUGAUCGAAACAAUAUUUAUUUUUAUAACCUUUGGAAACUUUAUAAAUAUAAUUUUACUAGAAAUAGAUAUAUGA
This is a messenger RNA of Scutellospora calospora, 417 nucleotides long. The record is from the annotation of a GenBank genome assembly. Lineage: Eukaryota; Fungi; Glomeromycota; Glomeromycetes; Diversisporales; Gigasporaceae.